GGAGAGAGAGAUUAAAGAUUACACCAGGGAGGUAAAAGGUACAGGGAGGUUUUGCAAUAAAGAAGACAGAGAAAGGGUCUGGCACUUUAAACAAAGUAGAUGAGGACAUGUGAGAAGAGACCAGAGGGGGGACAUAAAUAUAUUGCUAAUCAAAAAAAGAGCAGGCAAGAAGAGAUUAGAAUAAAGACAAAAUCAGAAAGAAGAAACAUUGAAGGAUUCACAGAAACACAAAGGAAUACAUCCUGACAUUACUGGAUCAUUGUGAGAAACCUAAUCCAGAAGGAAUUAUUAUGGAUGUAACACUGGGAUCAUCAAUCAGUAUAAUCAGGAGUAAGCGAGUAGUUAUCGGUAACACCAUAUCCAGAGCCGAUAUCAUUAUCAGUGAUGGCAAAAUCACUAGCAUUGCACCAUGGGGAAAGCGGUUACCAGCAAGCGGACAACAGCUCCUGGAUGUUGGGGACCUUGUAGUGAUGCCUGGAAUUAUUGACCCUCAUGUUCAUGUAAAUGAACCAGGACGCACUGACUGGGAGGGUUACCGUUCAGCCACAAGGGCUGCAGCCGCCGGUGGAAUUACUACUAUUGUAGACAUGCCUCUAAACAGCCUGCCACCAACCACAUCCAUCAAUAAUUUCCAAACCAAACUGAAGGCAGCCGAAGGACAAUGCUAUGUGGAUGUUGCAUUUUGGGGUGGAGUGAUCCCAGGUAAUCAGGCUCAGCUGGUCCCCAUGUUAUAUGCUGGUGUUGCUGGGUUUAAGUGUUUCCUUAUCCAUAGUGGAGUACCAGAGUUUCCUCAUGUCAAUCUAAUGGAUCUUCAUGCAGCCAUGUCUGAGCUACAAGGGACAAACAGUGUUCUUCUGUUUCAUGCUGAAUUUGAUGAUCCCAAUGAUGCUCCAGUCACUGGAGAUCCUGUUCAGUAUGAAACAUUUCUUGCCUCACGCCCUGAUCACAUGGAAGUUGCUGCAGUGGAAGCUGUGGCUCAGCUGUGUCUACAGUACAAUGUCCGUUGUCACAUUGUGCACCUCUCAUCUGCAAAAGCACUUCCCAUCAUCAGAAAAGCCAAAGAUGCAGGAGCCCCCAUCACUGUAGAGACUACUCAUCACUACCUGACACUGAACUCUGAAAAUAUCCCCCCUGGAGCCACAUAUUACAAGUGUUGCCCACCUAUAAGAGAGAAUAAAAAUAAGGACUCACUCUGGAAUGCAUUGUUGCAAGGUCAGAUAGACAUGGUGGUAUCUGAUCAUUCUCCUUGCACCUCAGAUCUGAAGCUUCUACAUGAUGGGGAUUUUAUGAAAGCCUGGGGUGGCAUUUGCUCCUUGCAGCUCGGUUUGUCUCUUUUCUGGAGUUCUGCAAGAUGUCGUGGAUUUACUCUUCCAGAUGUUUCUUGCUUACUGAGCAGAAACCCUGCUAAACUGUGCAGUCUAGAUGAACGCAAGGGGUCCCUUCAUACUGGAUAUGAUGCAGAUCUUGUGAUCUGGGACCCUGACAAGGAGUUCCAGGUUCAAGAGCAAAUUCUUCAUCACAAAAAUAAGCUCACCCCCUAUCUAGGAUUCCGUCUUUGGGGAGAAGUUGCAGCAACUAUUGUCCGAGGAAUUCUGGUUUAUCAUAAAGGGAAACACUUCUCCAAGCCUCAAGGAGAGCCUGUCCUUAUACACACAGUGAGCCCACCAAAACCUAGUGGCCCCUAUUACUGAACAGCUUCAUUUUAGCUUCUCUAGCACAUUGCUGAGUGUGUGUACCCACAUAGCAGGAAUUGCUAGCUCUUGUAUCUAUCUCCUACUACAUAAAUACCUUACUUUUUAUGGAACUAUAUGUGAUCUACUUAUUGACAGAGAGCUUGUAAUAAAAUGCAAUACUAAAACUAUA
Bombina bombina (fire-bellied toad) is the source of this 1863-nucleotide messenger RNA. Its product is annotated as allantoinase, mitochondrial. Gene Ontology annotation, molecular function: cobalt ion binding; zinc ion binding; allantoinase activity. The coding region runs from base 291 to 1691 and encodes 466 amino acids. The transcript is spliced from 12 exons. The record is from RefSeq and is a predicted model, not a curated record. Gene Ontology annotation, biological process: purine nucleobase catabolic process; allantoin catabolic process. Gene Ontology annotation, cellular component: cytoplasm. Lineage: Eukaryota; Metazoa; Chordata; Amphibia; Anura; Bombinatoridae.